Molecule: messenger RNA, 813 nt
Organism: Lachnellula hyalina
Lineage: Eukaryota; Fungi; Ascomycota; Leotiomycetes; Helotiales; Lachnaceae
Exons: 4
Coding region: 1-813 (270 amino acids)
Source: RefSeq, a predicted model, not a curated record
AUGACCGAUCCAAAUCCCGUGCAGCUGCGGCAAUGGGCCGAUGCUCCAUAUCCGUUGAUCGAGACACCGAAGCAUAAGGAAGGAAAGGCAGAGUUUAGUUCUACGAGAAUUGGAAAUACCGAUCCGUACAUGGAGGCUGCAAGUACAAUGUGUGUAGUUCACAACUCACUCCUCCGUGGACUCAACAGCAUAUAUAUCCAGGGACCAAACAUCCUACCUGCUGAUUACGCGGAUUUUAUUGGCUAUAGCUUGUGCUGGUAUUCUGUUGUUCAUGAACAUCACACCAGCGAGGAAGAUAUGUUUUUCCCUCAGAUCGAAGAAGCAGUCGGCGAGAAAGGCUUACUUGAUAGCAAUGUUGAAGAACAUAAAUCCUUCCAAUCAGGCUUAGAUGAGUUUAAUAAUUAUCUCUCCGGCCUAGUUGGAAAAGAAUCAUCAUUCAAUGCCGAGCAUCUUAACAGCAUCAUCGCCUUAUUUGCCCCAGCACUAUGCAACCACCUCGCAGCCGAGAUCCCAAGUCUCCUAGCACUCAGCAAAUACGGCGCCAACCUUCCAAUAGAAGAUCUUUGGAGUAAAGAAGGAAAGCACACAGUAACAGCAAUGACGAAAUUCAACGCCCUUCCAUUCUUCUUCCUCAAUCUGGACGUUACGCAUGAAGAGCACCUGUGGAAAGAUUGGCCGCCUAUUCCUGGGCCUGCGAGAUGGAUGAUCACGCAUUGUUUUACGUUGUGGCACCGCGGAUACUGGAAGUUUGCUAGCUGUGAUGCAAGUGGGGUGCCGAGGCCUCUGUACGCGCCAGGUCCACGUGGUGGGUGA